AGGUUCCCCCGGCUGCUGCAGGCUUUUAGAUGUCAACAUGUCAGGGAUUACUGGAGAUCAGCUGCAUCGUUCUACCUUGGGCAUAUACUCCAGCUUGACUGAUGAGUUCAACCCAAGUCUGCAGGAACUGGUUUCACUGGGAAAUGGCUAUGCCCAGGCUUUCAGGGCUCUUGUGGUCUGCAGUGAGGCCUACUUCAACGCACUUUCAAAGAUCGGGGAGAAAGCUUUCUACACUGCAUCGUCGCGCUCUCUGGGAGAUGUCCUCAUGCAGAUAUCAGAGAACCAACAGAGACUCACCUUAGAGCUGGAGGGAGUGGUCCGCUGGUUCAGUACGGAUGUUCUCCAGGUGAUGGACAACAAUGUCCAACUGGACCGAAAUUACAUAUCCGACAGCAGGGUGAAAUAUGAGGCUGAGGUUCAUAACCAGGCAGCAGCGUUGGAGAGGCAGAGGAGGAGAGGAGCCAACCAGGAUGGUAGUGAAUACGUGCACUUCCUCAGGGAGAGCCACCGUGAGGCUUUGGAUGAGGAGGAGAGGCGAUAUCGCUUCCUGGCUGAGAAACACUGCGGCCUGAUCCAGUCCAUCGCCCAGCUUAUGAAUAAGAUAGGAGGAACUCUCCAGCCGAAAGCUGACUCCUGGACGGACGCCAUCAGCGCCACCAGACGAGCUGAGGUCAGAAGACCCCCUUCUGUGGAUAACACUUUGGGAAUGCGAGCAGAAGAUCAAAGGCAGAUCCGAGAGGCGCUGUUGCUGGGCAGAAUACCAUCAAGGGCCCCGUCUCCGCAGGGAAGCAUUUCGCUCUCUCGAGGCGGUGGCGGCGGUGUGAUGAUGAGGGCCAGGGUGGCGCACCAGCCCACUGGCUCCAACCCAACCUUACUGCCCUUCUCCAGAGGAGAGAUCGUCAAUGUGCUGGUCCAACAGCCCAAGAACGGCUGGCUGUACGGAUGUGCAGAGGGCAGCCCGAGUCAGGGAUGGUUUCCAGCUUCGUACGUGGAAGAUGUGGAUGAUCCUCCAAAGUCACCAAGCUCCCGGACUUCCACUCUCCAAAGUAGCACCAGUUUGAGCAGCUUGUUUGACCAGCCAAGGAUCAGCAGCAGCAGCAGCAGCAGCAGCAGAGCCCCACCUCCUCCACCUCCACCACCACCGCAGUCUUCAUCUAAACCUGAAAUGGAGCUCUUCCCAAGAGGGGACAAUCCAUUUGCUACAGUCAAACUGAAGCCCACGUCCACCAAUGACAGAUCAGCCCCACGGAUUCACCGGAGAUGACUUACUGACCCUGAAACAAGAGCUUCUUGACCUCAGCUGUAUGCUGGAUGGUUAAUUGUAGCUUGUUAUGUCUCCUAAUUAUUAAGACGAAACUCCUGAGAAAA
This is a messenger RNA of Nematolebias whitei (Rio pearlfish), 1368 nucleotides long. It is a transcript of the gene baiap2l2a, whose product is annotated as BAR/IMD domain containing adaptor protein 2 like 2a. The coding region runs from base 38 to 1264 and encodes 408 amino acids. Gene Ontology annotation, molecular function: protein binding. Gene Ontology annotation, cellular component: nucleoplasm; cytosol. The transcript has 14 exons. Lineage: Eukaryota; Metazoa; Chordata; Actinopteri; Cyprinodontiformes; Rivulidae. The record is from RefSeq and is a predicted model, not a curated record. Gene Ontology annotation, biological process: actin crosslink formation; actin filament bundle assembly; plasma membrane organization.